Aspergillus versicolor CBS 583.65 is the source of this 411-nucleotide messenger RNA. RefSeq lists its product as uncharacterized. The record is from RefSeq and is a predicted model, not a curated record. NCBI's taxonomy places the organism in Eukaryota, Fungi, Ascomycota, Eurotiomycetes, Eurotiales, Aspergillaceae. The coding region runs from base 1 to 411 and encodes 136 amino acids. The transcript has a single exon.
AUGCGCAACUCAAUCCCCCUCAUCUGCCUCGCAGCCAUCCCUCUAGUAUCAGCCUGCACAUUCUCCUUCCAGACCUCGCAAAACAAAGUGAACUUCGGCGGCAGCAACACUGUGAAAUGCGAGCUGUUCGCCUACACAAGCGACGAUCCCGAUCAGUACAGUGACGACCCAGACGCAACCACCGAGAUCAAGUGCGCCGGCGGCUGCGGCACAUUGAACAUCAACGGCAAGGACUGGGAGGGCUGCAUUGAGGGUAUCAAUGACCUGGAACUGUCCGGUACUGCCACUAUCAAAGAGGGCGAAUCGACUACCACUGUUUGGCCUGGUGGCCAGUCGAGCUCCCAGGCUGAUACUAACCCGUUGGCGUCUGGGAGAUACCACUUCUUCUGGUUGAACAACGUUGAGUGCUAG